Morone saxatilis (striped sea-bass) is the source of this 5325-nucleotide messenger RNA. RefSeq names its product microtubule associated tumor suppressor 1a (gene mtus1a). Gene Ontology annotation, cellular component: nucleus; cytoplasm. Gene Ontology annotation, molecular function: microtubule binding. NCBI's taxonomy places the organism in Eukaryota, Metazoa, Chordata, Actinopteri, Moronidae. The record is from RefSeq and is a predicted model, not a curated record. The transcript has 15 exons. The coding region runs from base 525 to 4304 and encodes 1259 amino acids.
UGCUCCCUCUGUGAACUCGGGAGUGGAGCUCCACGCCGAGCACAGUCCUUAGUUGGACCUUGAUGUCUCUGCGCUGGGGAGCAGUGUGUGCAGCCAAGUCAGUGAUGGUAUCUGACAUAAUGGCUGAUUGGACAGACUGCUGACCCGGUGCUGCAGCGGGCCUGCUGGACGUCACGUUACUUCAGGGAGGGGAGGAAAACACUGAAUCUCUACCGCCGGCACAAGGGGCACCCUCAUUCAGUUCUGUGAUGUUACUGAUGCACGGUUGACUCUGAACACGAGGAGAGAGGAGCGGUGGGGCAGAGGCAGACUGUAAUGGGAUUGUCUCCGAGAGAGUAAAAUGAGCCGGAUGAACCUGCGAAAACUGAGUUGAUACAGCAGGAAACACAGCUGAGUGUGGAUGUUCCCCACUUUUAUCGUUCCUUCUUAGUGAAAGAUAUUCAUGCCUCAUCAAAAAUCUAAUGGAUUACAGUGCUGCUGACAGACUGUAACGCCAAUAGGCAAAACCCCAUCAGAACUCAAAAAUGUCUAAUAAAACAUUUAACAUGUCCUCUGAACAAGUUGAGCACACAGUUCUUUUGGCCCAAAGAAACCUGCCAGUGGGGGUCUCAGCUGAGAGUCAUUACAGCAGCUUGCCACUGUCCCCUUCACCUGACUCAGUAAGUAGCAUUUCCAUCCUGAGCGACAGAGAAACCAACAGUUCUCCUGAUGUGAACAUGCUCGAGUGCUGCCUCAGCGACGGUUCCCCUGGGGAUAACCCCUUCAGCACCACCUUACCACAGGGUAAUGUGCCCUGUGGUGUAAGAACGAACCUGAACCAAACUUUUAUAGCUACACCUGUAAAUGGAAGUGUGAAUUUCUGGAAUGAAAACUUGAGUCUACUGAGCAACCACGAGACGGGAUCAGAGCAGUACCAGACUUUUAGUAAGAACACAGAGGAUGGAAAUAACAGCGCAGUGAUUUCUCCAGACUCUGCUGGGAGGGAAAGUCAGCUGGGUUCAUGUGAGACGUCCCGUAGAGGAUCCACUGAGAAUGACUGCUGCUCCCUGAGCUCUGGGGAAAUGGUAAUGAGGAGCAACAGUUUUUGCCUGGAGGACCAGUCACUCUUAUUAGUCUCUUCCCUGGAUGAGUCAUCAAUCUCUUUUACUGCAGGCCAUCCGGAAACGCCUGCUGAAUCUAACCUGCUGUCAACCACUCUGCUGGAUUUCUGCGAAAUAUCCACAGAAAGAGUCACUGAGGAGAACGCAGGCCAUCCGUGUCUUGGCACGACUUUCACUCAGGCAGAGCUCCCCAGUGAAGAAAAUGAUACGGCAGCAUCCAUCUCUCCUGUAGCUCUGCCAAGUGAGAGUGAAGGAGCUCUUUUGAUGACUUUUGUCUGUGAAACAUCUCCUGCAGAUUGUGGAAAAGAGGCUCAGUUUGCUACUGCUGGAGCACAGCUGCUUCAUUUCCCUGGAACAUUCACACCAGAACAAGGCCAGACCUUUGUGUCCACUCUGUCAGCUACACAAGACACUGAUAAGGAUAUUCAUACUUCCACUCCAAUACAAUACGUCGGGAACAAGAUACCCAGCCUGCCAUCCUUUUCAGAGUCCCCCUGCACUCGAAACACAGGCAGCCCAGGACGCCAUCCUGUACAACAGCAGCAGAUCUCCACUUCUCCUAAACAACGUUUGGUUGCAGGACUGCCACCUUCAACCAGCAAAGUCAAGAAAAUGGAAAUUAAGAAGUUUCCCAAGUCAGACUUCAGCAAUGUAAAAUCUAAAGUCGUGACAAGAAAUGUGCAUCAAGUGUCACUACCAGGCCCUAAUUCACAGCAAAAAACCUCACAAGUUAAUGUGAACAAUAAACACACUGACACGCACAGAGGAGCAGCUAUGAGGAUUAGUCCUGCCAAGGUAAGGAGUAGCACUGCUGUCUCUCCCACCUCAAAAAUGGUCAAUGAUGCUCUGAGACAAGUGAAUACGGGGGCUUCUAAUUCAGGCGUAACAAUGAUACAGUCAUCUGGGCACACUGCUGUGGAUGGACAGGGUAAGAGGAAAGAAUCCCUACCUUACCGCCAUUUAGCUGCAAACAAACAUGCUUCAGCAGUCCAAAGCAGUAACGAAACAGAAACAGGCCACUCAGACUCAAGCCAAGCUGCAGCACAGCAUGCUGGCAACCAGACCUUCUCCUUCUCAUCCUUAGAAAAAUCCCCUGAUGGAAGUGGCCCAACGGAUCCCAAACCAACUCCGAAGAAGGGCGUGUCAGGCAAAAUUGAGGUCAAGUCAGGCUCAGCAUUGCGUCCCAACAAGCCUCCCGUCCUCAAGAUGCGACCUCGCUGCUCAUCCGAGAGUUCAUCGUCAGGGAACUUUAGCUGCUCUUCCCAGAAUAAACGGGCCAAACGGGCUGAGGCCGCCAACAGAUCUGCUGAAAACUCCACAAGAGAGGUUAAAAAAAUCAGUCUGGUGGCAGAGUUGGGCAAAUCGACAACAGCAGGAGCCCCGUGGGAUGAGAGUAAGAGCAGAUUUCGAGGACGGCCAUCUCCUAGACAAACAAGAGGACCAACACUUUCACAAACUCCAGCUGCCAGUCCCAGAUCAGCCACUCUGUCAGCCAGGCAGGCCACCUUGGGGAGGGAUGAAUGCAGGACCUCCAAAGCUGUAGGGACGCCACAAUCCAAGCAGAAGAGUAGUACAGGCAGUCAGAGAGCGCAGGCAACAGGCCAGCAGCCAUCCCUUGGAACUGCCUUAACAGCGAGUAUUAAGCCCCAGCUGAACGGAUCCAGACCUCUUCAGACUCCCACUCGCCCCUCUCUUAUGGGCCCUCCCCUUACUCCUGCUACUAGAUUACCACGCAAGACCCUGGGCAGUGAAGGUGCUGGGAGUACACAAGUUUCUGGAGGAGCUGCACAUAAACCAGCCUCAUUCAAAACUGCCGUGCUGAAGGCUAGGCUCAUCCCAACCCCUGGGAAAAACACUGGACCAACUUUGGCCACAUCAGGCAAAGCUGCUGCUUCCACCAGCAAAGGAGCUUCAAAUUCUACAGUCAGUCCACUGAAAAGGACCGCUUCUGCAAGACUUGUUCGUGUAACUUCAAGUGGACCUGUGGACAAGAACAAACCCAAGGCCAGCUCCUGCCAGCAACCUCCUCAGCAGCAAGCUUCCCAACAGAACCACAGUAAUGGACCUCCGGAUGUGGUACCAGCAAGUGUCCCUGAGGGUGGGAGAAAGGACCAGAGCAUCCAGCAGCUCAGAGGACUCCUAGCAGCGAGUAACUGCAGAUUUGAGGCAGUUGCCAUCGUCUUGCAGCAAACCUUGACUGAGCGUGAUGAAGCCACAAGGCAGUGCAGGGAUCUGUCCCAGGAGCUGGUCAACCUUCGAGGAGAUCUGGUCUGCUCCGUCCAUUCGUCUGAGCGUCUGGAGAAGGAGAAGGAUGAGCUGCGUGUUGCUCUGGAGGAGGCACUGCAGAAACUGCAGGAGCAGCACCAGAAGGACCUGGUCGAGCUGGAGCAGAGACUGCAGGCCUUCUACCAGGCAGAGUGGGACAAGGUCCACCUCACCUACCAGGAGGAGGCUAACAAGUGCAAGACUCUCAUGCAACAGCAGAUGGGAGAGCUUAAAGCCAAUCAUGAAGCCAUGAAGCUGGAACUAGAGAAGAGCCAUACAGAACAGCUGCAGUGUGUUAAACAGCAGUAUGAAAAGUCACUGGAAGAGCUCAGCAAAGUCCACAAUCAGGAGCUGCAGUCUUUGGACAAAACUUUGAAAGAUGCAGAAGCUGCUUUAUCUGAACAGAUUGAAGCGCUGACGGUGGAGAACAAUGCUCUCAUUGAGAAGCUAACUGCAGAGGAGAACAGGAGGAAGGAGCUGGCCGAAAAGAGUCAGAAGGACUCCCACACACUGUAUCUGGAGCAAGAGCUGGAGAGUCUCAAAGUGGUGCUGGAUAUCAAAAACAAACAGCUCCACCAGCAGGAAAAGAAGAUGAUGGAGAUCGACAAACUGAAAGAGAAAAAUGUGAAGUUGGAUGAGAGCCUUCAGAAGGUCCAGCAGGAGAAUGAGGACCUCAAAGCCCGCAUGGAUAGACAUGCUGCACUGUCAAGACAGCUGUCGACAGAGCAAGCUGUGCUGCAGGAAUCCCUUCAGAAGGAGUCCAAGGUGAACAAGCGUUUGUCGAUGGAGAACGAGGAGCUGAUGUGGAAGCUACACAACGGAGACCUGAGUAGUCCCCGCAAGGUGUCCCCCACCUCCACGUCCCCCUCCCAUUCUUUCAGCUUCCAAUCACCUCGCAGCUCCGGCCUGUUCUCCAGCCCUCCUGUGUCGCCCAGAUAACGAUGGGCCCCUGCUUCCAGAAAGCAGACCCUCUCUUUUGAGUUAUCCCCCUGGAAUUAAGAGCCAUGUUUGUUUCCUCUUCGCUUAGCAACAUGACAGCCUGACCUUGGCUCUUUCAGGAUUGGAUGAACUUUGACACUUUCUGUAUAAAGAUGCUAUAGACUGUAAAAGUUAAAAAAAAAAAAAAAAGGUUGCACAGAUGCACUUAAUAAGCAAGGUCACCUUGUUCUUUGCCUUUCACGUCUGAUAGUAUGGAUGGAGAAAAAGGAAAUCUCAGGACUUCUAUGUAAUGAAACACUAUUUUUGUUACUUGUACUUGUCGGCAGAGGCUUGUCCUUCCUGAAGCUCAACACACGCACACACAGUACAUGCAGUAAACAAAAACAAAAAAAAACACAUACAUGCAUGCAUAUGUUGGCACAUGUGCAGAACACAAUAACCCUGCUGUGCGAGAGAGGGCUUCUUUCUGUCUCUGGAGGCCACAGCCAUGGAAAGUUUGAAUUCAGAAUGGUUAUGAAUACAGAUUACACUGUCCCUCCUCAAAGCGCAUUUUAUUUGAAAAAAAUGUGUAUGAAAUAAGGAAUUGCUUCAGUACAUGUCUCUCAGCUAACUGCACAAGAGUUAGUCAUAUUGCCAUAGUAUUCACAUCUGGCUGUACAAGUCUCAAUUCAUGUUCAGAAUUUCUUUGAGGUUAAGUUUUUUGUUUUUUUUUAAGUUGGGAUUGUUGGUAGUUUCAUCUGUGGCCUACAACAUGUUUUGUUUUUUAUGUUUGUUAGUUUGACCAUGGGACCAAUCCAAGUCUUUGUGCACGUGUUUGAGUCUUGUUAAUCACCCCCAUACUGAACCCUCCCAAUGCAGCUUUAAAGUUCGGGGUCUUUGCAAAGAGUUGACCAGAAGAAGCUUUACAGUACUUGUACAUGUCAGAGACAAUCUGUCUCCAAGAGUAUUUUGUGUGGAAUUGUUAUUAUUGGUGUGUUGGACCCCGUUUGAAAAUAUGCAAUUAAUAAAGUAUUGUAUUAAA